This is a messenger RNA of Bombyx mandarina (wild silkworm), 1775 nucleotides long. RefSeq names its product nucleoside diphosphate kinase 7. NCBI's taxonomy places the organism in Eukaryota, Metazoa, Arthropoda, Insecta, Lepidoptera, Bombycidae. The record is from RefSeq and is a predicted model, not a curated record. Gene Ontology annotation, cellular component: axonemal microtubule.
AAAAAGGAUAAUAUUCUGAGAUUAUAUUUGUAUUCGUAUGUAUUUGCCAAUGCGAAAAAUCCAACAUUCGGUCAACACUAAGACGUAUCACAUAAUAAUGACAUAUAUACAUUAUUCAUAACAGAGAAUUCGUUUCUUUGAUGAGAAGAUUGUGUGCUAAUAAAACAGACUACAAAAAUAAACGCAUAUUUUUUUACGAAAUUUUACAAGUAUUUUAAUAAUAAUAAUUAUACUUGCUAUCCUAUUGACUUCAACAUUGCAUACUUUUAUUACCUAACAUAAACAGGUUGAUAUCGAUAGCAAUGGUGAGUACUUAAUGUAGUUUAAUUAUUUUUAACGUACACCGUUUAUUUUCACUCCGUCGAGGCCAUUUAAUGAAACAAAAAAGUAAACAGGGGGCACCAUUGAUUGUAGUACCCAAUAAGACGGGCCUGAAAAUAGGACGGAAAAUAAAGGAUACAGCCAUCAAGAACAAAUUAUAAAGAAAUAACAAUUAUUAUUAUGGCCGGAUUUGCAUUCUCAAACGUUCGGAUUAACAUCCCGGCUGGUCUAAUUAUCGAAUGUAAUAUGAAUAUCAAAUUAAUAAGUAAUAUUUCACAGGUAUACGACUACUUUGAUAAAUAUAGUUUCUUGUGUGAAAUGUAUGAUGAGGAUGCUGACGAAAUAAAAGAUUUAACCCUCAAUUAUUUUCCAUUUGACAAUUCGGUUCAAAUAAUAGACGCGAAGAAAGGCAAAAAUGUUUUGAAACGAGUACAACUACCACCAUUAAAUUUAGAUAUGUUACAAAUCGGUAAUAUAGUUAAUAUAUUUUCAAAAUUAUUAUAUAUCAAGGAUUGCGCUCCUGCUACACGGAAAACGCUUUUCAAAAAUGUGCAAAGUACAUUUGCCAUGAUUAAGCCGAUAGCUCCAAGUGAACAUGGUAAAAUAAUCACAUUCAUCAUGAAAAAUGGUUUUCGCAUCGUUCGAAUGAAAAACGGCAAAAUUUGCAAAGAAUUUGCAAUGGAACUUUACCAAAGCAUAGCCAGUAAUAAUAUGCUACCGAUAAUCAUAGAUUAUGUUACUACUGGUGAAGUUAUAGGACUAGAGCUUGUUGCACCGGAUGCAGUUACAAAAUGGCGACAGUGCCUAGGAGCUACAGACCCUGCUGAAGCUGCCCCUGGAACUCUGCGAAACCUUUAUGGCGAGAACAAACUGAAGAACGUAGCACACGGCUGUAAUACACCAGAGGAUGCAGCAAAGAUGUUGGAAUUAUUUUUUGGUUAUGAAAAAGGAAUACCCAGGGUUCCAUUUAGAGCUACAUUCAAAAAUUGCACAUGCUGUGUUAUUAAGCCCCACGCAGUAAUUGAAGGAAAUAUCGGUUCUAUUUUGGAACAAAUCUCAACCUCUGGAAAAUUCUUUAUAUCAGCUAUGGCUAUGUUCUCAGUUAAGCUUGCAAAUGCAACAGAAUUUUUUGAAGUUUACAAAGGAGUCCUCCCUGAAUACGAGGCAAUGUGUAUUCAUUUGGCUGAGGGGAAAUGUGUUGUAUUAGAGGUAACAAGCACCAACCUUGAAUUGAAUAGCGUUUGUGAAUUCAGAAAGAUGUGUGGACCUAGGGAUCCUGAUUUGUGUCGUCAACUAUACCCAGAAUCCAUCAGAGCUCUCUAUGGAAAAUCUAUAGUACAUAAUGCUGUUCAUUGUACUGAUCUUCCUGAAGAUGGUGAACUAGAAGUUGAAUAUUUCUUUAAACUUGUAGCUAAUGAUUAAAUAUGUUUUAUUAUAAUAUUAUAUUUCCAGUU